AUGUCGAAAGAACGCCAAUCGCAUUCUGCCGAGCACUCGGAUGAUGAGCACGGCGGUCCGUCUCCGCAGGCAGAUUCGUCCAGGAAGAGGAGCAGCAGAGCUUGCGACCAGUGCAGAAAGACGAAAAGCAAGUGCGAACGCUUCGAAGGGGACACGGAACCUUGCAAGAGCUGUUCUCUUGCAGGCGUCGCCUGCACAUUCCUCGGGCCGAGCUUCAAGCGCGGUCCUCCCAAAGGUUACAUUCACGCCAUUGAGCAGCGUUGGCACCAGGUCGAAUCUAUUCUUGGUGCCAUCCUCGCCUCGCCCGAUCCACAGGUCCAAGCUCUCAUCGACAACAUCAAAACUGACGACCUCGCGCGCGAUAUUCUCAAUCGCGUCGAUGCUGGGCCAUUCGGGCCCACGGGACGGCUCAACCAUUCCGUCGCCGUAACAAAGGAGGACUUUUUCGCCUCCAUCAUGAACAGCGCCGAGGCGGCACAAACACGCGAUCCGUCACGGCCACGACGACAGUCUCGCAUGUCGCGCGAGAUUGUUUCAUCAAACAACUCCUCCCUCGUUAGUCCGACCCUGGAAUGGCAAGAUCGUCUGUCCUCCCAUUUUGCCCGUAUUGGUCCUGUCUCGCGUGAUCGCUCCGUUGACAUGGCCGGAUUACCAUACUCGCAACGGAGACGGCUUGAUGGCGACCGGCCCUCGAGCUCUGGGCAACCGGACUGGGACAGGAUGUACCGAAUAGAUAAACCGUCGUCGGACACAGAAGAAGAGGAAGCUACGAACGGUCUUGGUCAGCUAUCACUGGACGAGAAUAAGGAGUUGCGCUAUCACGGCUUCUCUAGCGGGCUACAUCUACUCACGAAGGCGAACCCACAACGACCGGAUCGACGUAAUUCAGGCGGCAUCUGGAACCUUCCGAUGGCCCGUGUGUGGCCGCCCGCUGCGAACCAGUUCAUACCGGAGGAUAGCGUUGACGUCGAGAUGCCGCCGGUAGCUGUACAGCGUCAUUUGCUCGAACUGUACUUUACCUACGUGCACAUCCAAUUGCCCACGGUGCACAAGACCUUGUUCUGGACGGAAUUUGAGGCCAUGCAUGCACUUCCUCAACCACCGCCAAACCAGCGGAACGAAAGACCUGUCAUCUCCAAGCUGUUGCUUCUUUCCAUGUUCGCAACAGCGGCGCGGUACGACCGUUGCGAUGAGGAGCCUCAACCCGGGACGAUCUGGGAGGCUGGGCUUGAUUACAUGGUCCGCGCCCGCGAAGUUCUGAACCGCGUUUACCACUACUGCCGCCCCACGACUUGCCAGGCUUUGAUCUUACUCGGCAUGCGCGAGUUCGGAAUCGGCCAGAUGGAACACGGUUGGCUUUACACAGGAAUGGGCUUGCGGAUGGCCAUUGAUCUUGGACUUCACCGUGACGCAUCGCACUGGAAACAGAACGGGCGCGAGAUCUUCACGCCAAUGGAGGUGCAAGCGCGACGCCAACUCUGGUGGGCGUGCCAAAAGGCGGACAAAUACUCCGCCGUUUAUAUGGGGCGCCCGCCACAACUCAGCGAGGCCACCUACGACACCCCCUUGCCGGAGGUCGAUUCAGAUGAGCCUUGGGCACCGCAUCCAUCUGACCCGCUAUCGGUGGACUUCACUCCAAUCCCUGGACAUGUGAUGGCGUGCUAUCGCGAAGCUUCGGCGCAAAUGGUCAUAUUUGGCGAGAUACUCGAGCGGAUAUACCCUGUUAGGCCCACUGCGCAGGCCGUGAAACGUGCGGCGUUAUCUGAGCUCGAAGCCCGACUUGACCGGUGGUACACCGGGCUACCCGACAAUCUCAUGUUUGACGUGGCUAGCGCCCGCUUCAUGCCCUCGCCGAGCGUGAUGAUGUUACACGUCAAGUACUGGAACUGCGUCCUGGUCCUUCAUCGAGCUUUCAUCCCGAAAUGGCGCCCCGAAGGCCACCCUCGCGCCGGAGUUCCUCAGGACACGUUCGCUCUCAAGAGCUUUGAUAUCUGUCAAAGCGCAGCUACGCACAUGACCAACAUCAUCGCGGCCUAUCAGAGCACAUAUACACUCACGCGUGCCUCGAUGCUUGUCGUUCAACACCUCUUCGCCGCUGGCAUCAUGCACGUCGUGACCCUCACGAUGCGCCCAUCGAAUGUGCAGACAUCGAUCGCACUCCAGCGGGUACUCAACGCAUUGAAGGAGAUGUCCGUUCGCUGGCCGGCUGGACAGCGCGCGUGGGAACUCAUUUCGGGCGCGCACACGACCGUUUCGGACCCGUUGUUCCAGAGCAUGCCUGUGAAUGGCCAACAGCGACAAAAGCGCGGCGCCGACGAUGCGUUCAGUCUCGGGGAGAAGGUCAGCGAUGUGCUGCAGCAGGAGGCGUUCGAGGAGCGCACGGGCGGCGGCAUGCAGCAGCAACCCGUUCGCGACGAGCGGGCUUCGGACCGUGUGCUACAGCACAUCCUGGGUUUGGAUAUCCCUGGUAUUGAGCCGAGUACGAGUUAUUUGCCGGGGUACCAGUGGUGGCCUCGUGGUCAAGCACCGAACGGUCAGGCCGGACCGUCGCAGCAACCCAUGCAGCAACAGAUCGCGAACGGGAUGGUGAACGGUGCGCAGUCACAGGAUACGCCGUCGCCACAUAGCACGAGCACGAACAGCCCUCCCAACUCGAUGCCCAUCCCAUUCUCCUUCGACGUGGCCCAGAGCUUCUGGCCUUCGCAGAUGCACGAUCCGAUGGGUGCGCCGCCGCAGAUGCGACCCCCGUCGGGGCAUGAAGGGUAUAAUGUGGCUGGGUUGUACGCCGGACCGUCUCAUCAUGCUUGA
This is a messenger RNA of Peniophora sp. CBMAI 1063, 2808 nucleotides long. Lineage: Eukaryota; Fungi; Basidiomycota; Agaricomycetes; Russulales; Peniophoraceae. The record is from the annotation of a GenBank genome assembly.